UUUCCAUAUCAAGAUCUGCUGAUAACGAUUUUGUACUUCACGGGCUAAGGGUACAAGACUUACAUAACUUAUAUGAUAAGCCGCUUCAAUCAUCGCUUUUUAAUAUUUACCGUGCCGAAAAUCUCAGUUUUAACAAAACACCGAAUCACCAUACGCUUGACGAAGUAACAUCAAAAGUUAUAUGCUUCUACACCAGAUCGUCUUAUAUAUUUGUGCCACUCAUAGCAGAUCAUGUCGCAGAACAAUCUCAAUUUCAUCGUCGACCCCAUUAAUGAUGACAUCGCAUCCUCACAAACAAUUUAUGUGAUGCAACCAAGUCCAAGCACAACAACAACUUCUUUGGAUAGUGCAACGUUGUCGGGAAUUCAAUCAGUAAUCAUCGACGCAUGUCAAAGGGCUGUUGAAAAGGUGGAGGAAAAAAAUAAGCUAAUAUUGUUGCGCCUAACAGAAAACGUUGAGGGAAUGCGCAAAGAAAUCAUUGAUCUUAAAAAAGCCGUAUCACAUAAUAACGCUACUAUUAUACCAAGCAAGCCGUAUGCUAAUAUUGAAGACUUCCUCAAUUUUGAGAAAACUAUUCUGGAAGAUAUAGAUAAAUUUUCCUUGCUGAAGGCAGAUCUAAAAAGAUGGUCAACAUCCAAUUCGAGAAAAUUUGUAACGAAAGCGUGGCAGAAGAUUAUGACUGACAACGUUGCCGAGAGCUUUUCCUGGCGAGGAACUGCAGAUAAGAAGUGCAUUAGGGCCUUCACUGUCGCCACUGUUAUUCAUCAAACUUUCGCUGAAAAUGGAGGAAAGGAAGAGGACUUUGUGUUUGCCUCUAAGUCAUAUUUCCAGUACGCAAAAAAUCGUAUUAAAAUUAAAACAACAAAAAAAGUAAACUAAAAUACUAAGUAGUAAUGAUUUUUUAAAUGAAAAAACCAAUGAAGUUCCUAUUUUUAUAUUUUAAUGUAAUA
Bactrocera dorsalis (oriental fruit fly) is the source of this 950-nucleotide messenger RNA. RefSeq lists its product as uncharacterized. The record is from RefSeq and is a predicted model, not a curated record. The coding region runs from base 232 to 879 and encodes 215 amino acids. The transcript is spliced from 4 exons. Lineage: Eukaryota; Metazoa; Arthropoda; Insecta; Diptera; Tephritidae.